Molecule: messenger RNA, 5219 nt
Organism: Cololabis saira (Pacific saury)
Lineage: Eukaryota; Metazoa; Chordata; Actinopteri; Beloniformes; Belonidae
Gene: sh3tc2
Product: SH3 domain and tetratricopeptide repeats 2
Exons: 22
Coding region: 229-4977 (1582 amino acids)
Biological process (GO): regulation of intracellular protein transport; regulation of ERBB signaling pathway
Cellular component (GO): recycling endosome
Molecular function (GO): protein binding
Source: RefSeq, a predicted model, not a curated record
GAGACAGCAAGAAACAGAAAUAUUACAAAGAGAAGCAGUCCCAGACAGAUAGAGGUGAGGGGCGGAUAAGGCUUUGGAGUGGGACAGAGGAGGCAGAGCCUUGCUCUUACUGACUGGUAGUAAGCGAGGAAGGAAGGCGACCACGGAAAAAGGAAAAGGAACCUUGGCUUGUCCAACAGAGAGGAAGAGAGUGAAUUGUUGUUGAAGAGGCUCGGGGAAACUGAUGGGAUGGCAUUGAUCUCUGGGAGCCGGCGACUCCUGGGCCAGAUGGCGUCUUGCUGCUGCAGACCACUCCUCAGCUCCUCCUGCUGCCGACUGCUCAUCAAAACCUGCCUCUCCUCCUUCACAGACAUAUCUCCUGCUGAGCUGGAUGCUCUCUGGAGGGAGCCGCCGUACACUAUCGGGGGAGCGAAUGAGCACUUCUCAGGAAAUGACAUCAUGACUCAAGGUGAGGACGACAACGGCCCGGCUGCAGAAUCAGGAGAAGGAGCGGUGGAGCAUGACAGCUACUGGAAGAAGAAGGAGGCCUUCCUGAGAGGAAGUACCGUCUCCUUAGGAGAGAAGUUCUCUUCAGAAAUUGUUCUGGUGUUCACCGGGCGGAGGCGGUCCAGAGAGGAUCCGGAUCGGGCCCUGCAGGAGUCGCUGCGCACACGACUGCGGGUGGUGGAGAGCAACAGCAAGGACGUCAUGCAGUUGUUUAAAGACUUGUCUGCACGUUUGGUCUCCGUCCACGCGGAGAAGGACAGCUUUGUACUCACAUUCAAGACUGUGGAGGAGAUCUGGAAGUUUUCAACCUACCUGUCAUUAGGCUACGUGGCCCGUUGCCUGGAGAACUUCCUGUGCGAUCAGUCGUUCUGGCUGGACCAGGAGCUGCUCCGCGACUUGGAGAUCAACGUCACGGUGGACGAGGAGCAUCUGGCCACGCUCUACCUGGGUCUCCUGCUGCAAGAGGGAUCUUUCUUUGCCAAGGCGCUGUCCACGAGACCCGAGCAGGACGGAGAAGAAGAGCAGCUGCAGUUCAAGAAGAACGACCUGCUGAUGGUGAAGGACACGGGGCAGGAGGACAUGUGGGAGGGGACCAUGCUGUCCACGGGACUCCACGGCCUGGUCCCGGUCAACGCCAUGCAGCCGCUGCCCUUCCCCUUUUAUCAGUGGUUCCUGAGGAAGUAUCCGGGCCAUGCUGGAUGUUCACCUGUAGAAAAGGAACAGCAUGAACACUCUAUCGUGACGGGUUCGUGUGUAGCAGCGGUGGACUACAGUCCGGCCGGGGCCGAUGAGCUCCAGCUGAGCCAAGGGGACAUCGUGGAGGUGCAAGGUCUGCUGCUCCGGGGCUUGGCCGUGUUCGUAGGAAAGCACGCUUCCACGGGACGCACCGGCUUUGUGCACAAGGACCAUGUCAAACCUCUGAACAUCGUACCCCUAGACGGACAGUUGCUGUUUCUGGCUGAGGAGGAGAAGGCCGGCCUGGCCCGGGUGAACCCGUCCAGCUCUGAGCCCGGCGACGGCAGCCUGCUGGAGAGACUCUUCUCGUCCGACAUCAGCUCCGUGUACAGGCUAGAUAGACUGGAUGAGACUGACUUCAUGUACAUCCGGAACCGUCCAAAACAUGACGAUAAGAUUUUUUCAACCCCCCGUCAGAGCGUGGUCUCAGAGAAGAGCGCAGGGACGCUCCAACACCAGUUCUCCACCCACACCUCCGUCUCUCACUCCUCUCCCAACGUGUCCCUCUAUCACUCCCACAACCCUCUGCCGCGGGAGGGAGAGCGCCUGUCCUUUACUCUGGAGGACACCUUCAGAGAACUGGACGAGUUUCAGGAGGACCCGCCUCUCUUCCUGGAGGAGAACAGUUGGGAGGGCGAGGAAUCUGAGCUCAGCGACCCGACGCUGACUCUGCUCAACCUCCAGGCCUUCCAGGAGGAUCUCCUGCCCCUGUAUGACCUGCAGUAUUCCUUUCUGUGGGUGACCUUUAGUGGUAAGGCCGAGGAGGAUCUGUCGGGACAUCUUGAGAGUGUCAGGGAGCUUUGCAAGAGACUGGGCCUGCACUGGGCCCACCGCCGAGCAUGCUUCCUCCUGGGCAGACUGUGCGCCAGGAAGAUGAAGCUCUCCCAGGCCCGUGUUUACUACGAGGAGGCUUUGAGCGUUAACGUGGACAGUUUUUCCGACACGCCGCUCCUCGUGUCCCUCUUCACCAACCUCACAGCGGUUUACCUGAAGCAGCGCAUGACAGACAAACUGCCCCUGACCCUGGAGAAGGCCAGCGCCCUGCUCCUCUGUCUUCCCGGCCACAACUUCACGUCCACGGACGAGGUGGAGCUGCUGCAGCUGCUCCUGAGGAGGGCGGUGGUCAUGGGGGACAAACACCUGGAGGCUCGCGUCUGCUACCUCAUCGCCACGCUCUUCCUGCUCCUCAGGAAGUUUGAUGAUGCGCUUCCCUUCGUGGAGAGACUCCAGUUUCUCUCCUUCACUCUUUCUGCUCCCAAAGGGGGGCCGAUCGCGCCGUUGGACCUCAACUGGCUCCUGAGCGGCCUCUAUCACCGUAAAUACAUGCCGUACUUAGCACUGGCCUCCGUGAGCCUGGACUCCAGACAGGAUCACUCUCUCCCCGAGGCCUUCCAGAGGAUUGAGCUGUUUAUCAGGAACUCGGUCCGCCUGAACCCUUGCUGGAAGGAGGGCACGUCCCUCCUCCCCGCUCAGAUCGUGGUGUACCUGCAGCAGGCCCUGGCCGUGGCCGAGCAGGGCGACGACGUGAAGACUCAGAGAGACUUGUGUCUGGGCUUGGCCUCCAUUUACCAGCAGUACGGGGCGCUGGACCGAGCGGUGUGCUGCGCUCAGCAGGCCGUGGACACGGGGGGCCACAGCAACGAGGAGGAGGGCUUUGAGGCCUCCGUGCUGCUGGGCUGGCUGCUGGUGCUGACGGGCCAGGCAGAGAAGGCUCAGACGGUCCUGCUGCCGCUGCUCACCUCACUCCAGAGCACAGACAGUCCCACUCAGCGAGGCGUGAUCCAUAACCUGCUGGCUCUGUGUCUGAGGCAUCAGGGUCGCACCCGAGAGGCAGGCGGGCACUUCUACUCUGCCCUGGUCAUCUCCAGGGAAAGUGGGAACCAGAGGAAUCAGGCCCUGGCGCUGGCUAACCUGGGCUGCCUGGCUCUGGGCGCCGGGGCGUCCCGGGUGGCAGAAAGCUUCCUCGUCAGAUCUCUGUGCCUUUUCCUGGAGCUCUGGGAGAGCCCCCGGAGAGACGAGACGGACGAGGAGCACGUCCAGACCUACCUCUGGCUCGGGCGCAGCUACAAACACAGCGGGAGGAGUCAGGACGUCAGGGAGUGUUAUGAAAUGGGGCUUCUGAUCGCGCUACAAGCCAGAAACUUGCACAGUCAGAUGGUGGUGGCGAAGGUGCUGAGUCGUCUGUACGCAGACAUGCUGCUCUACGGUCAGAGCAUUGUUUACUACGAGCACUGCGUGUCGGUGUCCAGGGAGCUGAAGGACAAGAGGCUGGAGGGGGAGUACCUGGAAAUCCUCAGCAGCCUCUACCUCUCACUCAACACAGAGAAAUCCUCUCGUAAGUCUCUCGACUACACCAAGCAGAGCCUGAGGAUCUCUAUCGACUUGGGCAAGAGAGAGGAGGAGUCGGAGACCUGGUUACAGGUGGGGCGGAUAUAUUACCUCAUCCAGGAGGACGAGCUGGCUGACAUGUACCUGCAGGCAGCAGUGAAGACAGCCCUCAGGAUGAAUGACCCUCACUUUGCUAUGAGCAUCUACGAGGAGACGGGAGACGUCUACUUUAAAGGCCACAGAAACCGAAUGGCGUCCCUGCCUUUCUACCGGGAUGGAAGUCUGCCGUUUGCACGGAGCAUCAGAGACGUCCACUCGGAGUAUCGCUUGCUAAGCAAGCUGACGGAGCUGCUGAUGAAACACGGCGAGCAGGAGGACGCGCUGCAGUACGCCACGCUGGCGGUGCAGAUCGCCAACCAAACAGGAGCGAGCCUGAACGAGAGAACGGCCUACCAUCGGCUGGCUACCAUCUACUACAACUUGGAGCGGUAUGAGAUGGCAGAAAACUACUACCUGAAGUCCCUUUCGCUGUGUCCUCCCUUCCUGCAGCACCCCAAGGAGGCGCACUACUACACUAAGGUCUACUGCAGACUGGGGAACCUUACUUUGCACAAACUCAAGGAUGCAGUUGAUGCGCUGGGCUACUUCCAGCUGGCUCUGGCCGCUGCUCUCGAGGACCAAACGAACCCAGAGGCUCUGUAUGUGGUGUACAUGAAGCUGGCCGAGCUCCACGGCAACCACAUCCCUGACGACGAGCUGUGCCAAGUUUACAGAGGCAGAGCCCACAGCUUGAAGAGAGUUCUGGCUGGCGGGGAGAGCUCUGCUGCCGGAGAGGAAAAUGUGGACAUCACAUCUGGAGAGGCGGAGGAGAGCUCCGAGGCUCAUAUGGGUUACGAAAAAAGUGUGGUCGGGGGGAAUUUUAUGUUGGAAGAUGAGAAGCGUGAAGCAGCUCCGAGAACCCCCACCGUCUCCUCAGAGUCAGGGGGCAGAUGUGCAGACAGGAACCUGCAAGACGCCAGCAGGCGAAGAGGCCACAGCCACUGUCUCCCUGAGACGGAGGGUCCGUUCGUGGACGCGUUUGGCUCUGAGACAGACACCACGGCCAGUCGGUCGUACAGCGACAGUAUUUUAACCGAGUCCUUCGACACAGCCAAGGAGCACAUCUCAGACUGCAGCAGCUCCACGGACACCUACCAGAAUCCAGCCGAUGGGAGAGACUCUGAACUGGAGUCUGACCGCAGCGUGCCCAGUCAGAUACCUGCUAAACAACCAAGUGACUUCACAGAUGCCAGAGACACAGAUUCGGAUGUUCAGGAUGAGCAAAACACCCCCACUAAAGAGAAAGACACUCGUGUAGAUCUGAAUCCAAAAGAGGAAGAGAAAUCCGAGACGGACAGUGAGUCCGACGCAAACACUUUGAGAUUUUAACUUACAUUUUCUCUCUUCUCGUCACAUGUCUCUCAGACAAAAAACUGACUGCAACGUUCCAGCCACAAGGCAACUUUUGUAUAAAGUAUGAUGUCAAUACUGUAAAUCUGGAGGUUUCCCUAAAUUUAAAGCAUGGGCCUUUUUUCUAAUAUAUACUGUGUUUAUAAACGCACCACGCUUGUUUUCUACAUUGUUGUAUCUGUUGUUGAUAUGAUACAAACAUUAAAACAAUUAUUUUGGUU